AAAAUAUUAAUGUAAAUAUACUUGUUUUCAUUUGUGAUAUAUGAUAUGACUUAUGUCAUGAGCAGAUAUAGUACGACAUCGAUGUAUCGAUCUUUCUGCCUGGAUCGAAUCAUUCGUACACAAGUCAUGUCGUAAUUCAAUACGUAUCUAUCUCUAUCUGAACCUCUUGUGAGUAAAAUGGAUAGAGUGAACAUGAACAUAUUAUUCAUCUUUGAAUUUAUAAGACCUAUACUGUAACCCUACAGUAAGUUAUCUGUAAAUACAUAUAAUGGCCAUAUGUAGGCCAAUCAACAGUGUUCCCAGAAACGGUACGUACUCAGCACUCCUUAUUUUAGAGACAUGUGCAGUCACAGCUGUUAUCUAUCUCUAAGUGAGGGUGUGCAAAGUACAAGAAAAACUCUGGACGUCCGUGGCGGAGUGGUUACGGUCGCUGUCUUCAAAUCACUUGCCCCUCAUUGAUGUGGGUUCGAACCUCACUCGGGACAUUGAAUUCUUCAUAUGAGGAAGCCAUCCAGCUGGCUUACGGAACAUGGGUGGUUCUACCCAGGUACCUGCUCGCGAUGAAAUAAUGCAUGGAGGGGAACUCAUCAAAGCUGGAAAGUCGCCUAAAAUUGUGUCGGUGCGAGGUUAGACCCAAGAAAAACUCAGGUGUCUGCCCCCAACUUUAAAUGUCAGUAGGAACACUGAUCAAACAAUGGCCAGAUUACAAUUGUCAGUAUUCUUUUUGAAGUGGCUAUAGGUAGCUGGUUUUCACUACCUAUAACACUUAAAUCUACGUAGCCGGUUUUAUGUUUACACAUCGUAAGUCAAAGGUAGUCGGCUUUAUAAUUAACUGUAUUAUAAAGACUCAUGAUUAUAUUACUUAAAUUAAUUACCCGAUACAUAUUUGAGAUACCAUUAUUCAUUCUUAAAACAAAUCAAACCGCUAAAAAAUAAAAAGGGCAAAACAAAGGUGGUGGCGGUUAGGAGUUAAUUUAUUCUCCCUGCGGGGAGUCCCAUAUGGGCGAGAAUAUUCGCGUCUUCGAUCGCUGUCCAUUUUAGAGCAUCAGCGCGCAUCUUGUCAUGCUGUCCCUCAUACAUGCAGAGUACCAGUCUCACCGUUGUGGAAAAUGAUACAACCAGCAAUGAAAAUCUUUAGUCAAGGAAGCCUUUAUCCGGCAAUCAACAUAAACUGUCAUUAUUGUUUAAAUGGAAUCAAAAUGACAACACAGUCUGUCAUGUCCAUAGCUGUCAAGCCUCCAUCUAUAAAGGCCACGAUUGUGAUUAGUGUUCGAAGGAAAGGUUGUCCCUCAUGGGGGUCUGGAGGGCGAUGAUCCCUAGAAGCCGGAGGCGCUUAAGGAGUGGGGAAAUAUUAUACUAGCUUCCAAGGUGUGGGGAAAGUGUCUGUUACAUCAAUAAUUAUAGAGCUUUAGAAACCUGGUAAUGAGUACAUGUUUGUUAAACAACUAAUUUUUUUUUUCAGCUGAACGACAAGCACUGGGGUUUAUUUUCUACUGGCUGGCUGCAUAAGUGCAUAUAUUAUGCAAGAUGUAUGCCUCAACUAGUACUGGUACUAGUAAUCUUGACAAUGAUAAACACACAGAAAAGAAAACACACACUGUUAACAGCCGCAAUCAAGUGCGCCCGAGACGCUAUAAGCGAAUUAAAUUCACAAAGGGUCAUUCAAAACCUGUAGAAACUAGUGAGCAUACAGUUGAUAACAGUGUCCAAAAGAAUGAAUCGUGUUUAUUUAGUGAUGAACGUCAAACAGAGGCUUUUGUUAGUAGUCACAACCGGCUUCUGCAAGGUAAUUGUAAUGAUGGCAAAAAUCUGGAGGACAUCAAUUUCCAGUUGAAUAAUAUGGGAAACACAGCAAGUGUGACAGAGUUUCCUACAGAUGUCGAUGAUGAUGCAAUUAACUCAAGAAACAUUAACCUCACAGAUGAGGAUGGUAUAAUUAAUAGAAGUUUUAUUGAGGAUUCUGUGUCAGAUUCAGAACAGGAUUAUGAAGACUUGAUAGACAUUGUAAAGCAUCAAGAGGAUCCUCUGGUUGACACACUUUUGUUUGAUCUGAGAAAACAGAAUAAUUGGGAAAAUGAGGACAGUGACACUGACAGUGAGAAUGAAAAUGGAUACUGUGAGUCUCUGAACCAACCUCUCAGCCCGGGACAUCUGUUAACAUUGAAAACAAGUGUGUUGAUGGUUUGGAUGUAUGCAAUAUGUCAUUGCUUAACUGCAUCCCAGCUAGGUGACCUUCUUACAUUGAUAAACUUACAUUUAAUGGCUUUACACCCUGUGUACAGUAGUUUACAUAGAUUUAAGAAUGUUCUUAGUAAAGACAUUGCAGCUGAAAGUCUGAAAAGACAUUUUUAUUGUGGAAAAUGUUUUCAUCCAUGUAACGAAAACCAUGAAGUUUGUGAAAAUGAACUAUGCAGGAAACAGCUUGAUAAAAAUUGUCGAGCACAUUUUGUUGAACUUAACAUUCUGGCUCAGUUGAGAAACUUGUUUAAAAGAGAAGAUUUCAAAACUGGCCUAGAUUACCGUCUUCAACGAAAUAAACAAUCCAGUGAAAACAUUGAAGAUGUGUAUGAUGGUCUGUCAUAUAAAAAGUUAAUGUUAGACUUUGACCAGUCGGCAACAAACCUUACUUUUACUUUUAACACUGAUGGCGUCCCCAUUUUCAAAUCAUCUAAAACAUCAAUAUGGCCAGUAUUUUUGAUGAUCAAUGAGUUGCCUUUUAAAAUGCGUGCUAAUAGAGAUUUCAUGAUACUUGCUGGUUUGUGGUGUGGUCAAUCAAAACCAGAUAUGAACCUUUUCCUUACACCAUUAAUAAAAUCAUUCAUUGCUCUAGAGAAAGGUGUUGAAAUAAACAAUAAACAUGUUGUAGGUCAUCUUCUAUGUAUGUCAUGUGAUCUACCUGCCAGGAGUGCUGUAUUGAAUAUGAAUAAUCACAACGGGGAUAGUUCAUGUAUCAAGUGUUUGCAGACUGGAACAAAUUUCAGAACUGCAAACAAAGGCAACGUAAGAGUAUUUCCAUAUGUACAAGACAAUCCGAAUGGUCCUCCUAGAACUCACACAGAUCUUAUUAAUGAUUCGUAUAAAGCAUUAACUGACAAAUCCAAACAUGUUAGAGGAAUUAAAGGACCUUCAAUGCUUAUGUUAUGUCCCAAAUAUGAUUGUAUUAAAGGAACAGCAGUAGAUUACAUGCACAUGCUUUGUCUUGGUUUAGUGCGUUUGUUGCUUAAUUUAUGGUUUAAUGUUUCUAACAGCUCACAGGUCUUUUCUGUGUACAGUGAUGUGAAAAUUGUUGAUGACCGCCUUGAAAACAUCAAAGUUCCUUAUUUCAUUAAAAGGAAGCCAAGGUCUAUUUCAGAUAAUCUGAAGUUCUGGAAAGCUGCAGAGCUUAGAUCUUGGUUUUAUUACUACUCUGUACCGUGUUUAACUGGAAUUCUGCAACCACGGUAUCUGUAUCAUUACUGUGCCUUUUUACAAGCUAUGUUUCUGUUGAACCAGUCAAGUAUUUCCCAAAGUGACAUCUUGAAAAGUGAAGCAUUACUGAGAUACUUUGUUUUUCUACUUCCGACACUUUAUGGGGAAAAAUGUUUGACAUUAAAUGCUCACUCUCUCUUACAUUUGCCAGAAUGUGUUAAAGAGCUAGGCCCGCUAUGGAGUUACUCCUGUUUUUCAUUUGAGGGUGCAAAUGGGGAGCUGCUUAAGAUGUUCCAUGGAACACAGUUCAUAGACAUACAGAUUGCAAAUGCUGUUCACAUUUAUCAGUUGCUUCCCACUCUUGCAGAUAGUGUCAGUUCUUCUAAUGUUGCAUAUAAGUUCAUCAAGUCGUUAACAAACACUGUGUCAGUAAAUAAUGAGUCUGAUAAAGCAAACGUUUUCAUGUUAGGAAAGCCAUACCAAAGGCAGCUUCCUUUAAGUGUUGGUCUUGAAGUUAGGAAAUUAGUUGGUUGUGAAAAUGUGCAGUUGAAUUUUUAUAAUAGAGCAAAAAUAAAAGGUAAUUUAUACCAUAGCAUGGCAUACAGUAGAGUUACAAAAAGGAAUUCCUAUUCUGUAAAAUUUCUUUUAAAUGGAAACAUUUGUUUUGGUUUCAUUCAUUGGUUUGCUACAUUUAGAAACAAUUCUGUUGAUUACUCAAUGGCUUGUGUUGAAAAAUUCGAGAUAAAAAACUGGAAUGUAUUUGAACAAUGUGAUGCUAUUGAUGAUGAAGAUGAGUUGAUCAGGCAAAAUUUCAUGAAUGUAAAUUUGCCACACAUUAAGUUGUUAAAACAGUGUGGGAAAAUGUUAGUUAUAAGUGUCGAAGAUAUUUGUAACUUAUGUAUAUGUGCCAAUUUUGAUGAUGUAUAUUAUUUUUGUGAGGAACCAAACAUGCAUGAAAAAAGCUUGUGAGAACACUAUAGUGGGAUCCAUGAUGUCUAUAAACUAGCAAGACACUGAUUUUGCUCCAAGUUAAUUGGUCAUGAAAUUGUGAAAACAGUCAAAAAAUAAGAUAAAUUUCAUUAAAAAUGAGAACAGAGAAAUGAAAAAAUCUGAGUAUUGUAAAUCAUAUGAGUAAUGGCUGAAUAUAGAUAUAAUGCAUAGAGACUUUGGCUCACUAUGAAAAUUGUGAUAACUGUUUCCAAGACGGAGUGGAACCUUUGAAUGUAUCACUUUUACAAAAGGAAAAUUUGAAUUAUUCAUUGACUGUUUAGGUUUCAGUCUUUUCAAAGCUAUACAUUUAGAUUGCAUGUUUUGAUAAAAUAGUACAAAAGUCAGUACAAAUCUUUGAAGUGAAAAGUACUUAAUUUAGCUGCAAUAGAUAGGGAAAUUAUUUGAAACUUUAAGAAUUAUUUGUUAUUAUUUUGUUAUGUAACUUAAUACUUGGUACACGUAUUUCCUAAAACCUACAAUAUUGCAUUAUAUCACCCUUUCCUUCUGCUCACAGCCAUUUUGGUAGGCAAGAUCUGAUAAGCAUUAACAGAAGAUAUCCACAAAUACCUGAUACCUGCUGUGCUUACUGUUUCUUUUAACUUUAUAACUUCAUAAUUUUUACAAAUCAGGUUGUUUAAUCUAGCUGUUAUGUCAUUGAUAUAACUGCUGACCAAAAUGGCUGAAAAUUUAAAACAAGGAGGUGAAUAUCAUAGGGGUUUGGGAAGUAUUGAUACUUACAUGAAACAUGCUUAAUAAAUUUAUUUUGAAUCCUU
This is a messenger RNA of Mercenaria mercenaria, 5171 nucleotides long. RefSeq lists its product as uncharacterized. The record is from RefSeq and is a predicted model, not a curated record. The transcript is spliced from 2 exons. The coding region runs from base 1528 to 4377 and encodes 949 amino acids. NCBI's taxonomy places the organism in Eukaryota, Metazoa, Mollusca, Bivalvia, Venerida, Veneridae.